This is a messenger RNA of Pneumocystis murina B123, 1894 nucleotides long. RefSeq lists its product as hypothetical. Gene Ontology annotation, cellular component: cell cortex. Gene Ontology annotation, molecular function: GTPase activator activity. The transcript is spliced from 5 exons. The coding region runs from base 177 to 1727 and encodes 516 amino acids. Gene Ontology annotation, biological process: signal transduction; regulation of fungal-type cell wall organization; activation of GTPase activity. The record is from RefSeq and is a predicted model, not a curated record. Lineage: Eukaryota; Fungi; Ascomycota; Pneumocystomycetes; Pneumocystales; Pneumocystaceae.
AAAAAUAUAGGAUAAGAGAUAUAAAAUAAAAUAUAAUAACAGAUACAAAGAGCCCUUAUAUAUUUAAUAGCUUUUGUUUAAACAUAAGGAACUUUUUUGGACUUUUUUCCGGUUAUUUAAAGAUAAAAAAGACGAUAUUUUAGAUUAAUUAUUUUAUUAUAUCAUAAGGUUAAAAAAUGCAGGAAAAAGGACAAAAAUUAAAUGAAGCUAUAACACUUAGUCAAAAACUAUCACUUUUUCUAUCAUGGAGACAAUUUAAAGAAAAACAAGGGUGGAAAAAGCUUGUUACAGAAAAAACAAAAGGGAUUUUUGGAGUUCCUUUGCAAAUAUCACUUCGAUAUGCAAAUGUAGCUAUUUCUUUUGUAGAUAAUAAUGAAAAUUCAAUGAUAUAUGGGCAUAUACCUGUUGUUGUAGCGAAGUGUGGUGCAUUUUUGAAGGAGAACGCGAAAGAUGUUAAAGGAAUAUUUCGUCUUAAUGGAUCAGCAAAAAGAUGUAAAGAACUACAAACAAUAUUUGAUACUCCACCUAAGUAUGGAAGAAAUUUAGAAUGGGAUGGAUUUACAGUUCAUGAUGCAGCAAGUAUUUUGAGGCGAUAUCUUAACUAUCUUCCAGAACCCAUUAUACCUCAUAAAUUUUAUGAACCAUUUCGAAAACCUCUGAAAAAUGAAUCCUAUAAUAAAGAAGAAUAUAUUUCGAUAUAUAAAAGGCUUAUUGCGUCACUUCCGCCUAUAAAUAGACAAUUAUUGUUAUAUAUAUUAGAUUUAUUAGCUGUUUUUGCUUCAAAAUCCAAAGAAAAUUUGAUGACAGUGUCCAAUCUUUCAUCUAUUUUUCAACCUGGUAUUCUUUCACAUCCUGAACAUGAUAUGUCACCUAAAGAUUAUUUCCUUUCGCAAAAAGUUCUGAUAUUUCUUGUGGAUAAUCAAGAUCAUUUUUUCACGAAUACAGCUGGGAUAGAUUCUGAUUUAGUAAUAUCAUUAACGCGUUGUAGAGAUAACGAUAUUUUAGAGAGAGCAUCUACUAUAAAUUCUCUUAAGUUUGCAUCCAGAAAGAAACAUAAUGUUUUAAAAAAAAUACCACAUGUCAGUUCGAAGAGUUUAAGUUUCCAUAAAAAUAAACAUUCAAAAUCAAUGGAUUUUAAUUUGAAAAAAUCUUUUCGAUUCCUAUUACGCAGCAACGUAUUACCAAAUAAAUCUCAGUGUAUAGAGAUUGAUUCUCAUGUUAUACAAGACUUAGUUUCCCCUAAAAAGUUAAAGACGUUAAAAAAUUCUAAAUUUCCGUCGCGAAAAUUGUCUAUUGACAAUAACACCUUUUACAAUAAGAUAAAAAGGAGGAAUUCAUAUUCUAGCAUGGGAACAUCUACAGAAGAUAUUCAUAUUUAUUCAACUUCAAGGACUUCAAAAAAUACAAAGUCAAAGUCAUUUAUAUAUACUUUUUCAUCAUCUCUAGUUGACGCAAUUCGACCAUUGAAAUUUCAAAAUAAGUCUUUAUACAAAACAAUACCAAUUAAUUUAUCAUCAUCAUCGUUGAAAACUAUUGGAACUUGUUCUAAUACAUCUCCAUUAAAGCUAGAAGCACAUCGAUCUUCUCAAUCUAUACAUUCGGCUCAUUCUCGAACCAUUUCAAUUCCUAGUUCUUUAGCAUCGGAAGAUAAAUUUUCUAGAGAUAGUUCGAUUUUUACAAAAAAAGCACCAAGAAAAGAUUCAUCUGGAGAUGCUCAAUAUAUUUAGGAAAUCUCAGUUUAUAAUAAAUGGAAGAAUACAGGAAUUCUAUUACGCUCAUAAAAGUUGUAUGAUUAUUUUGUUUGGACUAUCUUUAAUAUUUAAAACUGAAAUAAUAUAUGAUGUUAUUUAAGAUAAGUUAUAUUUACACGGAAAUUCCUUUUUCUAUUAUUUCA